This is a messenger RNA of Prorocentrum cordatum, 813 nucleotides long. The record is from the annotation of a GenBank genome assembly. NCBI's taxonomy places the organism in Eukaryota, Dinophyceae, Prorocentrales, Prorocentraceae.
AUGGAUAUGGGCAAGCUGUGCCUCUUGCUAUUCCUGCUGCCCGUUUCGGACGCGCGCCUCCGUGGCUUCAAGGCCCAGGAUCUUCCCGCAGCGGAGGCUCCAUCGUUGGAAGUUCCAGCCACCGUCUCGUGUGGCCAGGAGUCCCCUGCCGUGCCCGACACGCCCCUGGGCGAGUUCGACGAGCUCGCGCUGCUCCAGCGGGAGAUGACUCCGACCCAGGGCGUGCACCAGAAGAGCCACGAGGAGUGGCUGGCGCACGCCAGCGAAGGCCAGACGAAAAUCAGCGCAGACGAGAGAGUCCUGCACAACGACACGGUGGUCGGGCAGCUCUCGAAGCUGAGCUCGGAUGGUUGUGCCGACGACCCGAUGUGGCAAGACGCUGACGGCGAUGGCUGCGAGAUCUAUGGGUUCGCGAUCGCGUCUGGGAAGAUGACUCAGGAGGCGGUUUGCAAUGGGGGCGGUGACGUCCCGCCCGCCCGAGGGCUCCGCGGCUCUGCAAUGCGGGUCGUAGCGGACGCCACGGCCAAGGAUCUUCUGCCCCGUCACGUGCGGCAUGUGCUGAGGCACCGGGCGCACGGUGGCCGAAGAGAGAUACCAGUACUUGUGUGCACCCUCGUACCAUCGUCAAUCUGUGCUCUCGAUCCCCUAAUUAGCGAGAGCCCGAGGGCUCCUCCUUCACUGAACAAUUACGGCUACAAGGUCCGCCAUGGGACUCGGAAUCAAGCACGGAAUCGGCAGUCCGUCGCUCGCGGCCAGUGCAUCGUACUUCAUAACGCCCUGACCCCCUUAUGGGGCCAGGAUGCGCGAACCUGA